Chilo suppressalis (striped riceborer) is the source of this 10116-nucleotide messenger RNA. The record is from the annotation of a GenBank genome assembly. Lineage: Eukaryota; Metazoa; Arthropoda; Insecta; Lepidoptera; Crambidae.
AUUGUCAGUCAAGCAGUGGGAACAUUAAUUUGUUGAUGAUGAUGAUAAAGUAAAUAAAAAUAUCACUCAUAUAUCCACACAUUUGGUGUUUCUUGAUUAUGAAAUGCAUUCCGUAGUAACCUCUGCCAGGAAAUAACCAUUUGCGCGGGAAAGUGAGGCGGGAAUAGAAGCUUUUACAGAAAAUUGCACUUGAUGUUUUCCCUCCACAGAUUAACAAUUAAAGCAAAAUGCCCAAUGGAGUUACGCAAUUUUCCAAUGGAUCGACAGUCAUGCCCAUUGAUUCUAGGAAGCUACGCUUACUCGAACCAACAGUUGGUGUACCAAUGGCAGAACUCCCAGAGUGUAAACUUCGUUCCGGGUAUGACCCUCUCACAGUUCGACUUAAUCAGCUUCCCCUACAGGAAUUUCACCUUUACAAGGAGAGAAGGGGACUUCUCUGUGCUUCAAGUGUCUUUCAACCUUCAAAGGCACACAGGCUACUUCCUCAUCCAGGUGUACGUGCCGUGCAUUCUCAUUGUGGUGUUGUCCUGGGUCUCCUUUUGGAUACAUCGUGAGGCUACCUCUGAUCGCGUCGGGCUAGGCAUCACGACGGUGCUGACCCUAUCCACCAUCAGCCUGGACUCGCGCACCGACUUGCCCAAAGUGCGUUACGCCACCGCACUAGACUGGUUCCUGCUCAUGAGCUUCUUCUACUGCAUCGCCACGCUCCUCGAGUUUGCUGGAGUACAUUAUUUUACUGAGGUUGGAUCAGGAGAAAUAGUAAUCGACGACUCUGAAUGGGAGGAGCUGAUAGAGGAGGUAGGAGGCGACGCGUUCGCUGCGCGGCAGUUGGCGGUGCGCCGGCGCAGCAGCUCUGUUCGCUCCGCUACCAAUUAUAGCUUCUCUCUUCCGGCGAACAGUAACGCGAACGAAGAAAACGGUCCGCAAGCGGGCAUUGCAGAUUCAGGCGGAGGUGCGGUCCGACUCACUAUGGAGCGAACCACGCAGACAGAGCGGCGCGUGCCCCGCUGGAGGCAGCUGCUGUACUGCCUCGCCGGCGACGACAAAUACCGCCGCCAGCGACAGCUCGAGGCCGGCAUCCGUGGUCAUAUCAACAGCGUAUCCCACAUAGACAGGGCCGCCAGAGUGUUAUUUCCGGCAUCUUUCGCUCUACUCAAUCUGUUCUACUGGCUGAUUUACGCCUUUGCAAACAACGACUUCGACUGGAGUGAUAGCCCAAUGAAUAGUCUCUCCCACUGAAACAAUUUCUAGGAUAGAUAGAUACUUGAUGUCUCGAUGUUUUGCCAAUAUUAAUGUAUAGGAAAUCAUAAGUAGUUACUGUGUAAAUAUUAGACAUUUAGGAAACUAUUGUUGUCGCAGCCAAACCUUUUAUAGUAAAAUAUAUUUUCUAAAUGUAUUGACAAUGUUAUUUCAAUAAUUUCUCACAUUCGUAUUUUUUAUGUUCUAUGCCUUUCUAAACAUAUUUAUUUUUCAACCAAGUGAUAGGGAUCUUUCCCUACAUAUCGGUGCUGUAGCCUAUAACUCAGUAACCGGCAUAAUCGAAUAAUUCAUUAUCCCUCAUUUAAUUAGGCUACAAACAGAAUUAACACUGAAACACUAUACUUCACUCACACACUAUUUACAUGAAGUGAUGUCAUACAGAUAGCAAUCGGCUAGUUUAUUUAAAAAAACUUAUAAAUGUUAUAGUUAAAUCCGGCUCGAAGGACCAAAAAAUUUAUAGUUUGUACAUUUUUAAUGAUAAGUUAGAGUGCAGGAGAAAAAGCUCACCAGAGAGAUAAAAUCCCUGAUACAUAAGUAUUUAUAAACAAAGUUAUAUUAACGUGUGGGAUAGCCUACACGUUAGUUGAUAAAAUAUGAAAGUAUUGUAUUAUAACACGGGUUAUUAACACGGUCUCAGUGACGUUCGCGUUAUAUACAAUUACAGCGUUAAAUAAAAGUAUUUUUUGGCUUAUUUACCUUUACAGUAGGUACUUACACACAAAUUGACACAGUCGAUGUUGCCAAAGGUUAUAAAAAAUUAAAAGCACCAUUUUAGUGAAAAUCAUUCAGUAUUUAUUUAAGGAAAAGUGAAAAAUUAAUUAAUACGACAGUUUAAUUGAGCAAUACAUAGAUACGUAGCUAGUAGGUAAAAUGGAAAUGGACCAAUCAUGUUUUCCAAUCCUCACUAAUAAAAGCAGUCAAUAAAGACUCGGUUAAAGAAUAAUAUAUAUAUAUUGAAAACAGUAUGACGGGGCGGCUAAAACACGUAACAUUCUACUUUAAUGAUAUACAGCUCUAUUUCUUCAAGGAACAUUUUAUACACUUCCAUGCUCACAUUUUCUCUGUUAUUGUAUAUCUUACUAUUUUAUUACUAUUUGUGCUAAAAAGUGUAUUUUUUAUAUAAAAAAAUACAGACAUACUUGAGAAGCAGUUUCACGCCGUCGGUUCCUAAUGAAUCCCAAGCCUGCCAACGGCCAGUUUCAAUAAUCAACCUCAAGAACACGGUAAGAAUAAUCGAGGCCCAACUCAUAAUCGUAUGGCAUCAUCAAAGAUUCCAUGGAGGUUAAAGAGAAGGAGAACGAUCGCUACGCAUUAGCCCGUCUUCCCUGAAAAUUUGUAGAAUUUAUAGUUAAUUUUUCAGUCACCAGCCGCGCUGCCGUCGGUAAGUAGUAUCUGUGAAGUUAGCUGUUUAUGAGUACAAGUAGAUGAAGUUAGUUGAAUAUUGUACAAAUUUUCUUCGCGGCAUUGGUCAUUUUAUUAGCCAGUUUUUAUUGAUACAACUUGGCGAUCGCAGCGCCUCACUUGUUUUGUCCAUAUUUUCUACAGCGAUCGUUCUCCUUAUCUCUAACCUCCAUGAAAGAUACUAUGAAAACUAAGCUACGCCCCUACCGGAUGUACGCAUAACUGCCUUCUUCCAUACAAAAUUUGACGAUGACAAUACGAUUACGGAGCUGUCAAAAUUCCUACUUGGGCCUCUGGUUCCGUUUCAUAGCAAGCAACUGUUGUUAUGAUGGAAAAGUAUCUUAGCAACAAAGCUCGAAUGACCUCUUACUGGAGUUUGAUUAUUGAAACCGGCCGAUAGUAGGCACAGGUAUCCAGAUAAAAUACCUACCUACGUGUUGGUAUUACUUCACGUGGUCUUUUGUAUAUUAUGCUCCUUUACAUUCCAAUACCCGUAGCAUGAGCACCACUUCAUUAUAUUUUUUUAUCGCGUCUUACUGGCAAACUCCAUAUACUAAUUUGACAGUUGAGCGUAAUAAAAACGAGCUAUGUAUCAUAUCGCGGUGCUCAUGCUAGGAGGGCAAGAGCACGUUAAGAAUACACUGGCUGUUAAAAUUAAAAAUAGCAAAUACGAAGAGUCAUGUGAAGUGCUAGCAUUAGGCUAAAGCUGCGAUUUCAAGAGGCUGAUGAGACAGGAACUAGAAGGCAACGAAUUAGAAAUGACAUGGAAGCAUUACACUGUAACAAAGGCCGUUAAAACAUGGUUCCAAACAACUACAACUUCAAUAAUAUAAUAACGCACCACGCAACCAGACAAGACAAAGUACUUUGAUAAAUCAAAUUUAUCUGAAAAUGAAUUCGGCUAUCCAUUCAUUGGGUAAGGUAAUGUGAAACGUAAAUCCCAACCAAUCCCAUGAUCGGCGUGUUGAUCGCAUUCUUUGGCCCCACCCACAUGAUCGCAGUUUGCGUAGAUCUAUUUUUUAGCGCACUUCGUAUUCCAUAUUAUUUCUAAUUCGUUGCUAGAAUGUGAUGUGGCAAAUGUUGGAUGGGUAAGGUCUUAAAAAAUUUCCUCCAGUGUUGGAGGCGCUAUAAAGGAAAGUCAUUAAAAACCAGAGGCUGAGACCAACCGAUAUUAUUUAGUGCUAUGAAAAGUAACGAAAAUUACGAUUUUAAACGUUUUUUCAAGAAUUUUUAUUUUAUAUUUUCAACAUAAACAGCAUUCUUUGGAAAAUUCUAUCCCUUUCUAUGGCACAGAAAAUUGUACUCUACGUAUAGCUCAAGUAAAUUUUUCAGUGCUAUGGUAGGAUGGAAUGGCAAAAUAACACCAAAGAAUUAUCUUGGGACCCGUUCCCACUGCCAUGCCGUCAGUCAUCCAUACUCCAUUUCGAUACACAACUUUUUAUCAGUACUCGCUAAGCCGAUCUAUCUAUAGAUUGUACUAGCUGUGCCCCGUGGUGUUACCCGCGGCUUAUUAGGGAAAUUAAAUCUUGUAGUAACAGUAAAAACAAAAACUAUUCACAUUUUUAGAAGCAAAAUAAUUUAAACUUAGACAUCGGAAAUAUAAAUUUACAAAAUCAUUUAUUAUAAUUAUGGAAAAAGUAAAAUUACAGGAAAUGUUCACACUAGUUUAGUAUCGAAGAAAUGUUUCUAUGAUACUACACUAGUGUAAGUAUUUCCUUUGAGACGAAUCUUUUUUGUCAUUAGCAUUCGCAGAGCUUGUGCUCGCAUAUGCAGUAAUAUUUAAUAUUGUAUAUGCAGUAAUAUUGCAUAUGCAGUAAUAUUGCAUAUGCGUGUGAUACGCCCCAAACGUUGUGAUUCAAAUUUCGACCGUGAUGUCAAACUAACGCGUCUUAUAAAAUGCGACUUAUGCUCAUCAAAGUUGAGGCAUACACUAUGGCGAUUUCGAACAAAAUUGAGUAAUGUGGACUCUAGCGAGGGUGCUUUGUGGUGACUUUAAACCUCAGCAUGCAGUGCAGUGGAAGAACUCAAAGAAAUCGACAGGGAGUCGAUGUAUCUCCCUCUAUUCUGCUUCAUGCCUACUGCAAACUGAAUAAACGUUAUAAUUAAAACAAAUCCUACUUCCUAAACUACACACCAUUAUAUUCUUCACAAACGAACGUUGAAACGUUGUAUCAAUGAUUUGAAUAAUCUUGCGACUGUUGAAAAUAUUUUUUCAAAACUUUUUAUAAUCAUUAGAUUCUCAUACAUUUUAUAAUCUCUGUACCUAUAGUUAUGUCACACUUAUUUCUACGCAACUACUCAGCAAACUUAAAGAAAUUUUUUAGCUCCUAACAGCUGCACGCAUUCAUUUGAGAAAACAAAGUUCCAUUUAUCAAACAGAAGGUAAAUUGUGCCCAAGAAAGAAUCACUCCCAUAAUAAAAUAUAUCAAAAGUGAAAUUGGAUACACACACACUACUUCAAGAAGAAGACUAUUCUUGUAAGUAACGAAAAUGUUGCAAGGUUAAUUCUAAAUAAAACAUAGCAAAUUCUAAAUAGUUAAUUGAUCAUACAUAUUCAAUAUACACAUAUCACAUGAAUAAAUCUACAAAACAAUAAAUUAAUAAUACAAGUUCCAAUCAAGUCCAGAGAGCUAAUAUAAAAUAUUACAUUCGAUCACCAGAUUUGGUCCAAUAUCUGUAAAUAUAAUUUCUCAUUCUAUCCAACAAUGCCAAUCUACUUUUAUCUUCAUCUAUAAAUAGGAAGUAGAAGGCAAUAGAUUAAAUACAAAGUGGAAUGUUUAAGGCUAUCAUCAUAAGUUCGAAGAUCAUUGUUACGUCAGAAAAUAGUGUAGUAUUUUUACAUGUAUAUAUAUAUAUAUAUAUAUACUAGUAUAUAUCACUUGGACAAUCUAUAGUCAGUUAGUUACAUACAUUUAUAUAUACAUAUAUAGAAUUAAUAAAACAACACAAUUUGCCUAUCUAGUAAUAAAUAUUACAGAAGUCUUGUAGUGUUCACAAAUGUAAUUAAAGUUUCGGCAUAUCGAAAACGUGUUCAAAGUAUAUCGAUUGAAAUCCUAGACUCUUUUUCAACACAUUUACAGUUGUGCGAACCGUGACGAAAAAUAUGGAUCCUGAUCAGGUAUGGUCACAGGUUUACUAGAUAAAAUCGACUUGUCUCAACUGACUUCAGACAGGUAUCAAACCUGUGACUUUUUGCUUCCGCACGCGUGCUCUCUCAACUGAGCUUAAUCUAGAGUCGGAUAAAUCUAAAUCUUUUUAACACUUUUUAGAAGUGAUUUAGUAUUAUUUUAAUAUUUUAUGCGUUAGCAAACAAAAUGCUCAUAAUGGUUUAAUGAAUGAAAAAAUUACGAAAGGGGGCGUCCAUAAAUUACGUGAGAUGUUUAAGGGGGGGGAGGGGGUCGAGUCAAAUCUCAUCUAAUCUUACGUUUGAGAGAGGGGGGGGGGGGGUCGAGUCCCCCAAACUAAAGAAGCACCAAUUAAGUGUGAAUAAGCCAUAACCUGGACCUCAAUUGCAAUAAAUAACAUUUUUUCGUUAUGCCGAAACUCUUUUCAUCCUUCAAUUAGAAAAAUAUUCAUAGGUAUAGGUAGUGGCAAACUUCUUAAACCAAACCACAGACAAACAAACUUGCGCAGUAGAUAUUUUUGUAUGUAAAAUUACUACUGCGCAUGCUUUCUUGUCUAUGGUCGACGCCCACGAAGUUUUCCGGGGUGUAUAUAUAAAAUUUAACUAUGCAUAGGCCUUAUGCUAGGUUUAUCCUGGCUAUAUUUUCAAAAUAUAGUAAAAUAAAAUAAGGCAACCACUACACAUACUAUCUAAGUAUUAUACAUGUACGUAAACAUUUCUACACAUACUGAGCCCUUUAUAACAUCUUUGACUACAAUUGGCUAUAUACAAUACAAACAAUAUGAUACAAACCUACCUACGUACUUGAAAUAUUUGUACCGUGUAUUCGUUUACGCACAUCGAUUUCUAUUUUUUUAUAAAUACAAAGAUUACUAUAUUUUUUGACUAUCCACGAUUGGGUAGGUAACCAAUACAAUAAUUUUAUAUACAAAAUAUAUCUUUUUAGAGUACAUUCAACACUACAGAAAGUAGGUAUAUUCGAAAUAUACAAAAAAAACGGUGGACAUUCGUUCUUUUCCUAAGCACUUAUCUUAUAAUAAUAACAUAUUUUUGUCGAUAAAUAUCAAUAGAUAUAAUCAUCGCAUUCGGAACGAUUACGAGACCACCUCUACGGAGAAUAAAAUUGAGACUAGAGCACUGGUCACAGAUACAAUAUAUUAAAAUUACAGGCAAGGAUUGUUAGCACUCUACGACUUAUUUUAGUGGUUAAAAACAUGCUGCCAAUGUUUAUAUUAAAAUUACAAAUAAAUUAAUAGUAGUCCUACAACACAGAGUAUUCUUCAAGCUUCUGCUACACCUUAUACAAUGCACUGCACUCAAUAAAUAAAUAGGGAUAUCUCUACAUUAAUAUUCAGUAUAUAAAAUAUAAAUCACAGAUUCUAUGCUUCAUAAAAACAUUUCUUACGUCUCCUUUUUGCCAACAACAAGGUAUACAUUCAUGUCAUCUUUGCCUUUUACAUAGACGCUGCCUCGUGGUUCGAACUCAUACCUGUUGGACAAUACAGAUAUACAAGCCUCUCCCACCUGAAUUCGCUUUACAACGCCGGUGGAAUCCAUCCUAGAUGCUAUGUUAACAGCAUCUCCCCAUAUAUCGUAAUACAAUUUGGUCGUUCCAAUUACUCCCGCCGUCACAUCGCCGAAGUUAUAUCCAAUGCGGAGUAUAAAAUCAAAUUCUAACAAGUCCUGGUUGAAAUUUUCUACAACCUUUUGCAUCUCUAAAGCGAAAUCCAUCAGUUGGUAUAAAUGUUCGUACGGAUCUCUCGCGGCGUGCCUCAAAUCAGGAUUCAAGCCGCUGGCGGCCAUGAAUGUGCUGCCGAUAGUUUUGAUCUUCUCCACAUGCUGAAACUCAGAUUUCUCUAGCAAUUCAUCAAAGUCCGCAAUCAAUUCGUUAAGAACUCUCAAAUACUCCUUCCCCAUCAGAUACGACUCGUCGUACAUCUCAUUAAAAUUAACUAUGCUAGCGAAUAUAAUGCCAACGUCUUUAUAGUUUUCGGAAUAUUUGGCAGUAUUUUUUAGCUGAUCGGCUACGUGUCGCGGUAUUAUGUUGUGCAGAAGCCAGUCCGCCUGGUUCCUCAUGUUCUGUACCCUCUGCUUGUCGCGGUUCGCAACCACAUUACUGUAAAAACUCAGGCGGUAACUAAUCUCGAAUUCUCUAUUCAAAAACCACACUAAAAUCAGCAAUAACGCUAUAUCCAAAUAAAGUUCAGUCAGAUGAAGCUCGUGUAGCCCCUUUGCUGGAUCUGUACUGUUAGCUGGAUUAAUCCAUUCACUGGUAACGUUAGCCAGACUAUCGACAAAGUCCGACAUAUUAUAAAUCAAUACCCUCGGGAUGUUAAUAUCACCUGUAACUUGAGUAUUAGCAUCAUGACAACCCAGUACGACUACGAAGAGAAACAAAGCGGCAUAAAGUGUCACCAGAGUAUUCUUAACGAGCCAAUUCAUUUGUGUAAAAUUACAAAAGUGUACUAUAGUAACGCACAAAAGAUACACAUAGAACGAUUGAUCGCCUCGAAGUAUGACUAAUGUAGUAUUUUCGCACGAGAAGUUAUUAAUAACGGCUAAAAUAGGCAAACUAAUCAACAAACUACCACACAUAUGCCACGGUAUCCAAUUGGAAAGGUUUCUAAAUAUCCUUACGGACCGUCUGAUCGUGUCGGUUACGUGCGGUGCAUUUUUCGUCUUCCAUUUCAAAUAAUGUCUGUAAACACAUAACGCCAUUGCCACAACUUGAAUUAAAGCUAGGCCGAAAAAUAGGGCGAUGGAAUGUCGCCACUCGCCGUACAAGAUGAAUACUGAAACGGUGACGGCCACAAAAAUGAUGGCGGACACUAGAAUAUCAAGGGCGGUGUUAAAUCGCGAAGUGGUGAGGGUAGGGGGAAAGUCUUCGCUGUCAUCGCUCCUGUGAGCUUUGUCUCUGUAAUGCUUCUCUAUUUCGACUUCUUUGAAGAACAACGUGAAUCUAUUGAGAGGGGGUUGUACGAAGUAGUUAAUGCCUGACCUGGCGUUGUCUUGCACGCAUCGGAUCAACUGGAGGUCGGAUUGUUUGCGCAGUUUCUGUAAUGACUGCACUUGCUGCUCAUUGAGGGGUGGUGGCAGGCGACCUUUGGUCAUGUGCUCGUUGAGAGAGGACUGACUGGAGGUGUAGUAGCCCGAUACCCGAUGCUGCAUCAUGUCGGCCUGUGAUGUCGCCAACGCGUGAUUCAGAGCAAAAAUCUGAAAGAAAGGAAUAUAUUAUUUCAACAUGGAGCCGAAAUGACAUAAUAGGGAUGAUGACGAAAUUCUAUUUAGUCAAUCAGUUAGAUUAUCCAAAAAUAAAAUACACAUAUUUUGUUCUUUUGUCAAUCAACCAAAAAAUUAGGCGCAAGAAAGAAAAAAAUCUAAAUUCACAUUAUCAAAAAAACAUUACAGAGAUAUAUUCGAAAUGUCGCACGACGCCCGUCGUACGUCCUGGUACAAUUGUUACUGAGAGAGAAGUGACGUCAGGAGGCUCCAAUCCCAAACUUUGACGCGCUUUAUCUUUGUAAUUAUUUUGUAGAUUGUUGUUAUGUUAUGUUAUGUUAUUGAAAUGAAAUUAAAUAUUUAUUAAAACCAUAACAAAGAUACAAUGACAAUAGUGAUCGAUAAUAACUGCAUUAGUUAUAAAACUGUGUCGCAGUUAUUAACGCUCACCUCCAGAAAACAAUCUUUGCUACAAUAAAUUUAAUUUUAAUCUUAAUCCUAAUUUAAUAUUAAAACAGAAAUUAAAUGCGUGUUUGUGUCUUAUUUGUGUGUAUGUAUGUGAGUGUAUGUGUGUGCAUGUGUGUGUGUGUGUGUAUUUGUGUGAAUGUGUGUCUGUGCGAGAGUAUGUAUAGCCCAAAUUUACACUACAUGAUCAGGCCAAACCCAAUAAAGUACCAAAUAAUGCCACUGUAUCAGAAUAUGUCAGUCUUUGAAGCUAUUCCAUAGUUUUACCCUGAAUUUUCUAAGAAUAAGAGGAAAUAUAAUAAGAACUCCGUUUGUUGUAUAAAACAAAAGAUAUAAAGCAGAAGUGGCUACAUUAAUCUUACACUGCCUGUCUUACACAAAAUGUAAGGUCUACUUAACGAAACACGGUCAUCAUAUGGAAUCUGCGAGUGUUUACGUAGUAUUACAUUAAGUUAGUAAAUCUGCCUAACUGACAUAAGAUUAAAAAAAUUAUAGAGCUCAGAUGUUGGAAAGGUAAUUGGUUUGAAAUUAAUUAUUUUAAGAACAGCCCUUUGAGCCCUUUCCAGACGUAAGAGGUGAGUUUUACCUGAACAACCCCAGACAAUAAUGCAAAAUGAUAUAAGUGCACCCUUCGCAAUCCGGGCGAA